UCAUGACAACGCCUCCGCAGCGGCCUGGGGGUGAAAAGGAAUAUGUGGAGCCGCGGGAAGGAGGCCCCCUGGGCGGGGCCCCGAUCCCCCCCUCCCGCUCCCACUACAGCCCCUAAUCCGUCCUGGGCCCUGGCACACGGCAGUGGACUGAGCAGAGGAAAACCAACCUUUAGAAAGAGGAAAUGGAAGGCUGGGGAAGUUCCAGAAGCUAUUGGCCAUCUCCAGGAAAAUUAUUAUAAUCUCUGUAUGGAAAAGUCCCAGAAAAUUAAUUCUUUUAUAUUGCAUAUACUCCAAGAAGUGGAUGAAGAAAUUGAAAAGGGGUCGGAAGGAAUCACAUUAAACAUUGCUGGUAACAGUUGCUUACUGCCAGAAGAAAGAGUAACAGGUGAAGAUUUUUGGAUUCUUUUCAGAAUUUUAAAGAAGAAUCCACAUAUUAAUGCCUGUAUUCACCCGUGUUCUUCAGGUCUGGAUGUUAGAUACAACCUCCUGAGUGAUAUUGGUGCAUACUAUGCCGCAAGACUGCUUCAGAAACAACAUAAACUCACUUACUUAAACCUUAUGUUUAAUGAUAUUGGGCCCGAAGGUGGAGAAUUGAUUGCUAAAGCACUACACAAGAAUACAACUCUGAAAUACCUAAGAAUGACUGGAAACAAGAUUGAAAAUAAAGGUGGAAUGUUUUUUGCUGCAAUGCUACAAAUUAAUUCAUCUUUAGAAAAAUUAGAUCUGGGUGACUGUGAUCUGGGAAUGCAAAGUGUGAUAGCGUUUGCUACAGUCCUAACUCAAAACCCAACAGUUAAGGGAAUAACCCUAAACCGACCUGUGCUGUACGGUGAACAGGAAGAGUCCACAGUUCAUCUAGGCCACAUGUUGAAAGAAAAUCACUGCCUUGUUGAACUACACCUGUGUAAGCAUAAUAUAAAAAACUGUGGUAUGAAACAGUUAUGUGAUGCACUGUAUCUGAACAGAAGCCUACGCUACCUUGAUGUCAGCUGCAACAGAAUAACUCAUGAUGGAAUGAUGUGUUUGGCUGAUGUACUGAAAAGCAAUACUACCCUGGAAGUACUAGAUCUUUCUUUUAACAGAAUAGAAAAUGCAGGAGCAAAGUAUCUCAGUGAAACUCUUGCUUCACACAACAGGAGCCUUAGAGCGUUGUCAGUAGUCAGCAACAACAUAGAGGGAGAAGGACUUGUUGCACUUUCACAGUCGAUGAAAACAAACCCCACGUUCUCGAAUGUCUACAUCUGGGGAAACAAAUUUGAUGAGGCUACAUGUAUGGCCUAUUCAGACUUAAUUCAAAUGGGCCGUCUAAAACCAGACAAUACAGAUGUGGAACCAUUUGUGGUGGAUGGAAAUGUGUAUCUUGCAGAAGUCUACAAUGGCCUUAAAAAGCAUUACUACUGGAGACCAACUUAUGGAGAAGCUUGCACGAAUUCACCUAAUGCAGGUUUUACUCUUGUACCAGUAGGUGGACAUCUAUGAAAACCAAGCUCUAAAAUAAUUUUCAUGUAUCUGUCUUAUGUUAGUAUUUUAUUGCCUAUUUUUCUUAAAUUAGAAUGUUUUAUCUUUUAUACAUUGGAAAAAAGGGACUAUUAAAAUGACUUUGUAUGCCUACCUAUUGUAGAAAAACAGUAGUCUAAUUCUUUAAAAGAAAUUUGACAGGUGAGGGAAGAUGGCAGAAUAGGAGGACCCUGAAUUCACCUCCCCCCACAGACACAUGGAGGCAACUGCUACCUGUACUGCAACGCACUCUGGAAACCACCUGAAGGGGGGCAGAACAGAUCUUCCACAGCUAGGGGUAGAGACAAGGUCACAUCAACAAGGGUUGGAGGGACAGUGAUGCCAUCGGGAAUGAAACCCCUGGAGUGACUACUCACAAAGGCGAGGGACAUCACAGGUAAGGAGGAGUGACCCCACAAUGGACACUCCUGGCCCUGGGGACUUGCACUGGGAAGACCAGUCUCCAGAAGGUCUGGCUUUGAAAACCAGUGUGGCUUAACUCCAGGAGAGCUGAAGGGCUACAGAAAACCAAAUCUCCACCCUUUAAAAGCCAACACAUUAAAUAACUUGGCCCAAGACAGAGCAUAGAAGCAGCAGUUUGAAAAGUGCCUGGGGUAUAUGUUAGGGAGAUUUACUGACAGUUUUAGGAUGUGUACAGGAGGGGCAGGAAUCUAUAGGAAAUAAAGGAGCUUUCUCCAGCAAUGAAAGUGCUGGUGGGUGCCAUUUUUCUUGCCCUCUCCCAGCCUAGACAGCUAGACACUCGUAGAAGCCAGCUCUGACAUUCUCCCCCUACCUUGCUAGCACUGUGUGCCCUGCCCUGUCUACCCUGCCCACUGUGGUAGGCACCCCUCCACAGCACCUCCUGCCCUGGGGAGUGGGGAGCUAACCCCACACACCAGUACACGUGCAGUUGCUAUAGGCACGCUUCUCAGCUGCCUACAUAGGAGCAAGCCCUACCCAUCAGUGUGUCUGCAGCAGCCACAGAGGCUCGUUCCAGACAGCCAGGCUAAUGGCCAGCCCUGCCUACCAGCAAGCCCACAGGUGCUGCAACCAGGUCUCACAGCCAGCCACACAGGAAGCAAGCCCUGCCCACCAGUGAGCCCAUAGCAGGCAAAGCUGACCACUGUAGACAGGCUGAGCGCUGGGCCUGUCUGCAUGCUGUAGAGACUACGAGGGCUCCUUAGCCAGCUGUGCAGUAGACAAGCCCUGUCCCCAGUGUACCCUCAACACUACAGGAUGGUCAUUAGAGCCAGUGGGGCAGAGGGCUAGCAUCUUCUAGCAGCAUGCCAGCAUCGGUCAUAGCUCAACCACAACAGGUUCUGGUGACCAGAGAGAACUGUGUGGCAGGAAACAACAGGACCCCUUCCACACAAGGCCACUACUUUCAAGACCAGAAGAAGCAGAGGACCUACCUAAUUCAUAGAAAUACAAAAUGAGGAGACACAGGAGUAUGUCCCAAAUGAAAGAAGGCAAAACCACAGAAAAAGAGAGAAGCAAUAUGCCUAAUAGAGUUCAAGGUAAUAGUCAGAAAGAUACUCACCGGACUUGAGAGAAGAGUGGAUGAACUCA
This is a messenger RNA of Ailuropoda melanoleuca (giant panda), 3066 nucleotides long. RefSeq names its product leucine rich repeat containing 34 (gene LRRC34). The transcript has 12 exons. Lineage: Eukaryota; Metazoa; Chordata; Mammalia; Carnivora; Ursidae. Bases 43 to 1479 code for a protein of 478 amino acids. Gene Ontology annotation, molecular function: protein binding. The record is from RefSeq and is a predicted model, not a curated record.